CAAAAGAGGAGAAGCAGAGAGGCGGGAUUGUUGUGUUUCUCGCGGAGCUUUCAGACUGAGGUGAGCGGCUCUGCACUUUGCGCCUCCUCCGAGUGCAUUGGAUGGAUUUCUGACGAGUGGAUGGGAUGCCAGUUUAUAGCAUCGACCGAAAAUUCCCUGACUCGUCCGGUGAUUCCAUACAGUUAUCAGCAGAAGGAGACCCAAUGACAAUGACCGACAACACCCCCCCCAAGUCGGCCAAGAAACCCCACUGGACCUCCCUGGAGAUCGGCCUAAUCACGGUCGUCUCCUUAUUCUUCAUUGUCAUCAUGGCACUCGUCAUCCUCUAUGCCACACAGAGGACCGAAGAAAUCUGCACUACAGCUGACUGUACUCAGUCAGCGGCUCGCCUGCUCCAGAACAUGGACACCAGCACGGAUCCUUGCGACAACUUUUAUCAGUACGCUUGCGGCGGCUGGCUCAAAAAGAACCUCAUCCCAGAUACCAGCUCAAGAUACGGCACCUUUGACGUCUUACGGGAGGAACUGCAGGUCAUUCUUAAAGGUGUUCUUGAAAAAACGGUGGAAGGAGAAGCGGAAGCUCUCGCAAAGGCUAAGACCCUUUAUAAAUCCUGUACCAAUGAGAGUUUAAUUGAGAAAAGAGGGGGUGUGCCUUUGCUCAAUAUGCUUCCUGAUGUGUUUGAGUGGCCCAUGGCUGUAGACAACUGGGACACGGACUACGGUGCAACAUGGAGACUGGAGGACGUUAUUGCUAAGUUGAAUGUGAAAUAUAGACGUGAACUCUUGGUUGUCAUGUUUGUCUCUACAGACGACAAGGACUCCAAGUCGCACAUCAUUCAUUUUGACCAGCAAAGCAGCUUGGGCCUCUGGACCAGAUCUCACUAUGCUUGUAACGGUUCCUACGAAGAGGCAUGUCAGGCCUACGAGCAGUUCAUGUUUGACCUGGUAAAGCUGAUCCGCACGGACCGGGGUCUGUCCUUCAACGAGACGCUGGUCAGAGAGGAAAUGAUGCGAGUAACCGACCUGGAACGAGACAUUGCCAAUGCUAUUGAGUCCGUAGAGUAUCGCAGCGAUCCAAAGUUGCGUUACCACAAGAUGGAACUUGGAGAUAUGAAUGCCAAUUUCACCCUUGAGGUUGAAUCACAGGUGUUCAACUGGUCUUAUUUCGUGGCUAAAAUAAUGAAUACCGUCAACAUCACUGUGACUGACACAGAGAAGGUCAUAAACUUCUGCCCCGAGUAUUACAGAGGCCUUAAGAUAAUCUUGGCCAAAUACACAAAGAGGGAUUUGCAGAACUACCUGGUGUGGCGUGUUGCUAUGAACAUGGUUAUGCGCCUCAGUACAGCAUACAGAGAUACUGAAAAAGUAUUCAGAAAGGUUCUGUAUGGCGUGACAUCAGAGGCGGUGGCGUGGCGAUUUUGUACAGUUUAUGUCAAUAGUAACAUGGAUAAUGCAGUCGGGCGACUGUAUGUGCAAGAGGCCUUCUCCAAAAACAGCAAAAAACUGAUGGAAGAGAUGAUCAAAGAGAUUCAGGAAGUUUUCAUCAGGAACCUCCACGAACUGACCUGGAUGGAUCCCGACACUAAGAAAGCAGCCGAGCAAAAGGCUCGAGCGAUCAAGGAACAAAUUGGCUACUCUGAGGACAUCAUGGACGACAAAUACCUCAAUGAUGAGUACAAAGAUCUGCACUACAGUGAGGAGGAGUUCUUUGAAAACAGCCUGCGUAUCAUGGAGUACAUGCAAAGGAAACGCCUGGAGAAACUCAGGGAGAAAGUCAACAAAGACGAGUGGGUUUCGGGAGCGGCUGUCAUUAAUGCUUUCUACUCAUCUAGAAUAAACCAUAUAGUAUUCCCUGCUGGUAUCCUGCAGCCACCGUUCUUCAGUCAAGGCCAGGCCAAAUCUCUCAACUACGGAGGAAUCGGCGCAGUCAUCGGUCAUGAGAUCACGCACGGUUUCGACAACACAGGUAAGAAAUAUGAUGAGAAUGGCGACCUGAGGGACUGGUGGACACCCGACUCGGCUCAAAACUUCUUGGAACUGUCCAAGUGUAUUGUGGAUCAGUACAGCAACUUCACAUGGGACCUGCUCAAUGGACUUCACUUAAAUGGUAACCUCACCCUGGGUGAGAACAUUGCUGAUAACGGUGGAAUACGGCAGGCCUAUCAGGCCUACAAGAACUAUAUGAGGAAACAUGGGGAGGAGCCACGACUGCCAGGAAUGAACCUUUCCCACGAUCAACUCUUCUUCCUCAACUUUGCUCAGGUGUGGUGUGGAACACAACGCCCAGAAGACGCUAAGAAUUCCAUGGAAAGUGAACACAGUCCAGGAAAAUUCAGGGUCUUGGGCUCUCUUCAGAAUUUCCCUGAAUUUGCCAAAGCGUUCAGCUGCAACAAGAGCAGCUACAUGGUCCCUGACAACGUGUGCCAGCUGUGGUGAUCCGCAAAGCUCUCGGACGAUGUCUGACACUAAAACCCCCGCCCCUUUACUUGACUGUCGGGCGAGGGGCGACAAGGAGGGAGUGGUAAGAGCUCUCACCCGGAUUGAGCAGGACUAUGUACUUCCUGAGAGAACAGCAGCAGACUGUUCAUCUACCACUCUUUCAUCCAGUUAGCAUCACUAUUGUCUUCACUGAAUGCAAACAAUAUUUUGUUCAUUUUAGUUGUUCCUUAUGUGUGAGUCUGCCAAGGAAUGCUGUACUUGAGAGGGUGGAGGCGAUCCAACCCACAGGCUAACAAAUACACCAAACACCCACUCACACACAGCCAUAGAGGGAUGAAUAUGUAUAUGGGACUGUCUUCAAUGUACAAACACACAGUCGUGGUCAAAAGUUUACAUACACUUGUAAA
Messenger RNA from Nerophis lumbriciformis (worm pipefish), 2845 nucleotides. Its product is annotated as neprilysin-like. Lineage: Eukaryota; Metazoa; Chordata; Actinopteri; Syngnathiformes; Syngnathidae. The record is from RefSeq and is a predicted model, not a curated record. Gene Ontology annotation, cellular component: plasma membrane. Gene Ontology annotation, biological process: protein processing; amyloid-beta clearance. Gene Ontology annotation, molecular function: metalloendopeptidase activity.